This is a messenger RNA of Cladocopium goreaui, 4128 nucleotides long. The record is from the annotation of a GenBank genome assembly. NCBI's taxonomy places the organism in Eukaryota, Dinophyceae, Suessiales, Symbiodiniaceae.
AUGGAUGAGACAGGUUGGUUGGCGGAUCGCUCGAAGCUUUGGGGUCGAUUUGAUGAUGGGAUUGAUUUGGAGGGCUUGGCAGCACAGGUCUAUGUCACCCGCUUUGGAGUGCAGGAGUCCUGGUCCAGGGACCCGGUGUCGAAGGAAACCCGCUCGGUGUUUUUGGACGAUUUGCCCUGGGAAGUGAUUCCUCUGGUGGACACCGAGGAAGACGUGAAGACGGAGUAUCCCGAGGACCUCGAGGACCCCGAGGCCUCCGUGGCGCCCUGGGCGGAGACGGUCAGCGCGGCGGAGCAGGCGGCGGUGCUGAAAGCAAACGCGCAAGAGCUCGAUGCGGCGCAGACAGCUUUGAAGGACUUGGAACCCAGUAUGGGGAGGCAGGUGCGAAAAGCUUGGGAGUCGGCGAAGCGCGUUGUGGUGACCGGUGGCAUUGGUCAAGGAAAACGUGCUAUCUCUAAGAACGCUAUGGCAGAUUUGACCCUGGCAGAGCUAUGCACGGAGGUCUACAGAUUUCCUGUGCGAUUGAAAUUAGCUGACCUGCAAAAUCGCAAGGAUUGUGCUGAUGCGAUCCAAGACUUUUGUUCUUCGGAGCCGGCGAGCUGCGCUGCAUGCGCCUGGGAACGGCUGCCACCGCCUCCCUGGAUGGGGCGCUUUAACCACCAGGUGAUUUGCGUGGAUGGUAAAAUUCUCGUCACCGGCGGUGUUAGUACACAGACUGGAAAGCACCUGCAAGACGCCUGGAUCUCUACGGAUGGGCAGAACUGGGAGGAUCUCCCAGCCGCCCCAUGGCCGCCGCGGAGUAGUCAUCAGGUCGUGUGGUGGGAGGACCGAUUGAUCCUGUUGGGUGGCCUGGGUGAUGACGACCGGCGCUUUCGAGAUGCGUGGCAAACCACCGACUUCGGCCUCACCUGGCAAGAGCUUCCAUGUCCGAAAUGGUCUGGAAGGUUCGGUCACCGCUGCAUGGUGCUCUCCCUAGCAGUCAAGGCACCGGCCAGGCCAUAUCUGGUUCUGAUGGGUGGCAGUGGCGCGGGCAAUCGCGCCCUGAAGGAUGUCUGGGUUUCGGACUCUGGGGGUUUCUCCUGGACCGAGCUAGAGGCCUUGCCAUGCAGCCCCCGAUGGAACUUCCACGUGGCGAAUUUGAAUCAAUGUCUGUGGAUCACCGGGGGAGAAGAUGAAAAUCAUCAUUGCUUCAACGACUGUUGGGUGCUUCACGGUUGCCAGUGGAACCCCAAGGGCUCCGGGGUGUCUGCUAGCAAUGUCUCUAGAUGGAAGAGCGAAGCGACCUUAGGAGAAGAUGGCUGGCGGGGACCCUUCACAGCUCCCUGGUCGGCUCGCGCCCAACACCAGGUGGUGCCCUUCCGUGGCCAGCUGGCUUUGUUCGGUGGCUGCGAUGAAAAGAAUCAGGUGCUCUAUGACGCGUGGGUCUCCCAGGACGGCAUCACGUGGCAAGUUUUGCCACACUUUGCCUGGGCGCAAGCAGCAGGACGUGCAGGGCACCAGGUGCUGACCUUGCAAGACGGCCGCAGCAUGGUCUUUGGCGGUUUGGGUGGUGGACGUGAUGUGCUGCGCUCCAGGUCCUUGGCCGUUGUGAUCGAAGAUAUUCCUCCGACUUUUGCGGAAGAGGAGGCAGUGGUGAGGUACCUCAAUAGGCUGCUGCAAGAACCAGGACAUUUGGUGAUGUGCGUCACUUCCAUACCACUGCUGGAACGUCCCCUCCAAGGCGAGGAAGAGGAGCUGAACGAUGAAAGCGUCUACUCGUUGCUUCAGAGGUGGAAGUUCUCAGAGCUUCACGUGAAGCCGCUGGAAGAGACGCAUUUGCGAAAGCUCUGCCGCCGGUGGACCCAUGGCAUGGAACUUUCAGAGAAGGUCGAGGCGGAGAUGCUUCUGCCCGACAAUUAUGACCUGGUGAACAGCCCGCUUAUGGCCAUCAUGGUGCUACGGGCCUUGGCUCCCCGAAGCCGCGAGCGGCGCGAUCUCAGGCAUCCAUUGACGCGCUGCCAGCUAUAUGAGCACAUGUUCAAGCGCAUAUUUCAGAGCCAAAAAGCGGUGAAAGCCUACGACGACUCGGAGUUUCCGCUGCUACAGAAGCAGGGCAUGGCGACAGCUUGUUGCGAACUUGCCUACGAAGGCUUAGGCAAGCGCAGCCGCUGCAUCAAGUUACAUGAGCUGCAGGCCUUCAUUGCCUCGCUGGCGGGGAAGGAGGUGAAGGUGGAGCAGAUGGAGAGAUUGGUGAAGACUGCACAUGCUGGGCAGCUUCUCCUUCUUGAGGACUAUCAGCAGGGCGGCUUGAGAUUUCGCUAUCCCUCCAUGCAAGACUACUUGGCCGCACAAUGCGGUCUGAAGGAUCUUCCAGUCUUCCAAGAAAGGUCUACCAACGCCUCGUCGCAGCCAGAUCCAACCACCGAACACCGCGAGCGCGGCAAGCGCGUGGGCUUCGACUGCAUCUGGCUGAAAGACGAGUCGCAGCGGGCACCAUUGGCCUCGGUCGAGGGGCCGGUGACGGGGCACAUGGUGGGAAAGUACCACGUCCAAGUCGAGGACUUUGAGCGUUUCACCGUGCCCAUUCUGGACCGCGUGCUGAGUGAGAGCGCCAAUCAAGAGACUAUCUUUGUGUUCGACGAGAUCGGCAAGAUGGAACUGCUCAGUCGCGACUUCAUCUCGAGGGUUCAAAGGCUGUUGGAGAGCACGAAUCCCAAGUUGCACGUCCUGGGCACCGUGGCGGUCGCCGGGGGUGGCUUCAUCGCUCAAAGUAAGCGGCUCCGCGGCGUGGAACUGGUCGAGAUCAGCCAAGCGGACCGCGACGCCAAGACCGACGCGGUGGCCGCGAGGUUUUUGGCCGCCGGGCAGGACACCGGUCCACCUGCUCCAACCGGCGGCGCUCCACCGGGCCGGCCGAGCCCGGCGAAUCCAAAGGGCAGCCGGUGGCGGCCCAAGGCCAAAGUAAGUCCGGCGCAGGACACAGCACAAUUCACUCCUCCAGAAAGAAACAACUUUGCAACUGGAGAGACUGGGAAUGCAUCACUUGUUGCCAUGGGCAAAGCUGCUUAUGGACAGCUUGGCGGAGGCCCUGGCUUGCCCAGUUGCGGCACGCCGACGCCCGGGACGGGCGUCGCGCCCUUGUCUUCGCCGGUGGCCGUGUCCUGUGGCUUUGACCACACGGGGAUUGUGGCAGAGGACGGCCUCUACUUGUUUGGCCGGAACAACCGCGGACAGUGCGGGCGUCACGCCAGCGGCCAAAGAGGGGAGAAGGAGCCUCCAGAUUUCUCGGAAGAUGUGGCGUCUCCACGGCCCUGUGCCGUGCCGAGCAACGUCCGGGUGAAGGCUGUAGCCUGUGGCGGGGAGCACACCUUGGUGUUGACCGAGGACGGCCACGUCUUCGGCUGUGGUGACAACUCCUGCGGCCAGCUGGCACUAGGUGCUGGGUCUCCAAAGAUGUCUGCGCAACUGGAGCGCUGUGUCAAGCUGGGCCCGGCUGACGCAGUGACCGCGGGUUUCAAGCACAGCGCGGCGCUGUGCGGUGACGGAGGGCUGUAUUUGUGGGGAGCCAACAAUCAAGGUCAGCUGGGCUUGGGUCGGCGUCAGAAUGCGGUCCAUGAGCCGCAGAUCUUGGACGUGGGCGAAAAGGUCCGCGCGUGCGCCUUGGGUCGCUGGCACUCCUUGGCCGUCACUGUGACAUCGAUGGUUUGGGCCUUUGGCUGGGGGCGCUUUGGGGUGUUGGGCCAAGGAGAUUUUACAGAUCAUCACCAUCCAGUGCGUGUGGAGGGUCUACCUCUGCCCGUGCACCACAUAGCCUCGGGUGCUGUACACUGCGGUGCCAUCUGUGGGUCCUCGCGGCAGUGCUUCAUGUGGGGCCGCGGUAGCCUAGGACGCUGCGGCAUGGGAGAGAGCAAUGUGCUGAAACCCAAGGCCAUCCCCAACUUUGAAGGCCUUGCCUCCUUGGUCUUGGGCGGCGAUUUCUCGGCUGCUGUCAGCACAGCAGGGGACUGGUGGCUGUGGGGCAAAAACGAGGAAGGACAGCUGGGCUUCGGUGAAGAUCGCGAGAAUCGCUUGGCACCCUGCAGAUCACAUGCUUUGGCCGGCUUCAGACACAUCGCUCUUGGAGACUGCCACGCCGUGGCAUUCCGCUGA